CACUGCUGAGGCACAAAGGCUGGAUGCCAAACACAAGGAGUUGAGCACAGAGCAGGGCCAGCACCAGCUUCCACUUUAUCAUUCCCCCCUCAAAAGGACAGGGUGCAAAAACAUGUCAAUGUGCAUGUGUACCCAGAUUUCCAAUAAGCAGCCAUGAUUUUAAGCAUGGAGUUUCUCUGGGCUGUCAUUUGUCUCAAAGUGGUUUCCUCUGGUGCUCUGCCUGCUCUACAAAAGAAAAAUGGAGAAAGCUUCAUAAGCCAGAAAGAGGUAGAGCAGACUGUUUCAAAGCUGGAAACUCUGAAUGCAGCUUCAGCACACCUUGUAGACCAGCAUGACUUUGACCAUGAUGUACAACCAGCACUUGGCAACCCAGACCCAAGGAUGAGGACAUGUGCUGUGCCUUUCUCUGCUGCUGUGGACAUCAGCAGGAAGCCCUACAGUAAAAGACCUGUGCUACUGAAACCAGCAGCUGCAUCCAAGCGCAAUAAGCUUUCAGCAGACAUGUCUUUUGCUACAAGCAUGAAUAAUAAGGAGACCCAGAAAGAGUCCAAAGCACCUUCCAAUGGACACUUUAGCAAGCAGCACACCAGCAGGGUGUCCACCAUCAUCACCAGACAAUCAUCAAGGGGCAAUAGGUGCAGGAGAGGUGCCAAGACCAAACCAGUCAAUGGUACCAGGAAUCCCUUGUUGGAUGAGCUCUUCUGCUUCUUGCAUGCUUCUCUGAUUAGAACCUUGAAGUCAAAGCCAUGCAAGAGUCAAAGUGGAGAAGACUCAUCAGAGUGCAAGGUUGCCAAUGAGUUCAUGGUGUCCCAACCAUCAAUAAGACAAGGUCCCAAUAUUGAACAGCAACAGGACCAAUGUCAGAGGAAGAGGAGUAUGUCCAAAGCUGUCAGUCUUGUGUCCAUGUAUGGCAAGGAAAAGCUGAUCACCAGAGACAACCCUACAAAUAAGUGUUCCACCUUUGGAGUUGGACACAUAUUGGAAGACCCAGUUUCUGCUGAUAAAUUGUAUGAAUACCUGCUGUCAUCAGGCUCUAAUGGAAUAAGAGAAGACAACAUGUCUCCCAUCAUCCAGGAAGACUACCCUCAGAUGCAGCAAUACACAGAUGAUGAUUACCAACUGGAGGAAUUGCCUCCACCUCCUGCCUUUUCUGAUGCACAAAAUGUUCAGGAUACCAGAGAUGCUGAGUUGAAGAGGAUUUUGACUAAAGUGGACCAAAUGUUUGAGAAACUGUCCAAAAUAAGUUCAAGCACCACCUCCAGAACCACCAGCACAACCACUACCACUACCACUACCACUACCAAAACCACUGCCAAACCCACUACCAAAACCAGAAAGCCACAAACCACUGCUGAUCUCCAGCAAAGAAUAUUUACUCCUCCUCACCUUUUGUUUGUACCAGUGACAUCUGUUCCAUUCCAGGGCUACAAUGUUCACAUUGCUGAAACUGUCUAUGAGGACCACACCAGCAGAGAGGAAAUCUUGACCAUGCCCACAAAGACCAACAGACCAUCCCAUUUCCAACCAUUUGAAACCAGCUCCAUCACUACAUGGUCAAACCCUGAGACAACCACUUCUUUGCCUCCAUCCAAAGUUAAGACUAAAAAGAGAGUUACAGAAGGUGCAGAUAUUGUGAAAGUUUCAGAAACUGAUGCUGCUGCCAAUAAGAUGGGGAGGUCCAGGAGGAAGAAGAAGAAGGAGAAGAAGAAGGAGGAGCCAAAGAUGGGCUGUGUGGCCAUGGGGGCAGUGUGCCUCAUCCUGGCAGCCUUGGGCUACCUCUUUGUCAUAGAGCACUUUAGGAAGGGCAGAGGUGAGGUGGAGGAGGACAGAGAACCCAAGGAUGACUGCUUGGGCACUCAACUCUAUUGUGCCCUGGUGGCCAUCACUGGCCUGCUUGCCAUACCAAGACACUUGCCAAUGGUGGCACUGUCUUAUCCAAUUACACUGACCACUCUGGGUUUGAGUGUGAUUGGUCUGCCUGCCAACACUGUGGAUGUCUACAUGGCUGGUGGUGCCCCCUGGGAGAUGACCAGGACAUUUCUGGGCUUCUGCAUGACACCCCUUGGUUUGUGGACCAUGUUCACUGAGGCCAGGUUUGAGAUGUGCAAUGUUGAAAUGGCUUUAACUGUCUUCAUGUGCAACUGGGCCAACCUGAUGAUGUUCUGGAAGAAAAAGAUGUUCAUUCCCAUGGCUUGCUGCUUCAUGCAGAUCAUUGGCUAUGCCCAGGUGAGAAUGGAUGACAAAACAGGAGAACUUCACUACCUGCCUUCUGGCCUGACCCUCAUUGUGCUGGGGUUCACAACCUUUCUGUAUGCUAGGAACACCAAGCAACUCACCAGACCUGGUUCUGUGUGGCCACUGGUUGAUCAUGAAGGUGGUGCUGAAGAAUAUUAUUACUAUUAUUAGUUCCUGUGUUCUAAAGUUGAAAAUGAAAAUAAAUUCCACUAUGAUCAUUUGA
Notodromas monacha is the source of this 2458-nucleotide messenger RNA. The record is from the annotation of a GenBank genome assembly. Lineage: Eukaryota; Metazoa; Arthropoda; Ostracoda; Podocopida; Cyprididae.